GAAACAGCAGACCACACCGGCGAGCUCACCUUUCUCCGCAUCGUCGAGGGAAAUUUCAAAAUCGCCUCAGUCCUAAGCCGAAUCGAAAGUCGCGUCAGUGUGCACCCAGCAGUGAUAACGUCCACACGGUCCAAAAUGCCCACAUAACCCUCUCGCGAACCAGACUGUGCUCUAGUACCGUGUGUCCCAAAAAUGGCCCAAACGCCCCUCGUGCUGCUGCUGUUGUUGUGUGUGAGCAGUGCCCUAACCGAACCGACAAGAUACAAUUCGUCCGAUCUUUCCUACCUAUCAAACGGUAUUCAGUUCCCGGUUCCGGCCUCAGAGUUGCAUAAUCCAGCUGUAGAGGAAAUUUUUCAGGACGUGUCGGAAGUCCGGUGGUUGGCCGAACUGUUCGACCACCUAAAAUGGGCCGGAAAGCUCAAAGUGCUGAACGAGACGAGGUGUCAGACAGACCUGGAGCUGUAUGUCGAAGAGUUGCUGAAUGGGACUUCCUGGGCGGCCAAAAUGUACGACUCAUCUGGUCGCUACUCGGGCCAGUUCUUCUUCGGUAACGACUACUGGCUGGGUUCGAAAACCCUCUGCGAAGAGCUAACCAACCCUGAGACCAACCCGGAGAUCCCUCCCUUUCCUGUCACCUUCCUGAUGGCCAAAGUUCGGCUCAACAUCAACCGAAAUCUAACACCAGUGACCAGACAGUUGAAUGUCGGCGAAUGUCUGCCAUCUUCUUGCACUCCUGCAGACGUACGAUUGCUGCUGGCGCAGGAUCGCAAAGCUGGGUCAACACUCAACGUGGUGGGAAUUCGGCCGGUUCCGGGGGAUUACAGGCUUCUGGAGGAUAUCAAAUUUCAAAUUGUGGGAGGUGUCACACUGGUCGUCAGCCUCCUCAUUUUCGUCGCAUCUUUGGUCGAAAUCAUCGCAAACAAGAAGCAGAAACAGAAAGUGGACGCCGAACUUGAAAACAACAACAAUGUGGACGAUGCCAAAAGCACCAAAAAAGAUCAAAAAACUGGCAAAAAACCCAAACAAAGUCUCUUCCUUCGAGUCAUUCUGUGCUUUUCUGCAAUCGACAAUGGGAAAAAAAUCCUCAAUGUGGAAAAAGUCUCGCAGGAUUCGAUCAAAUGCAUCCACGGUCUGCGUUUCUUCUCCAUCGCUUGGAUCAUCAUGGUCCACACUUACCUCGAAGUUUUCUCAAUUGGUGACAAUAAAAAUUUGAGGAUUUUGACUGAGCGCAACUUCGUGUAUCAAACCGUCUCUAAUGCGACUUUUUCCGUGGACACCUUCUUCUUCAUCAGCGGCUUGCUGGUCACAAUCACUUACUUCCGAACCGCGGCCAAAAAACCGGCCAAGGAAGAGAACACGUGCAGAUCAGCCCAGACCAAUUUUUUCAAAUUCGUGAUGCUAGUCAUUUACCGAUUCUUCCGCCUCACACCUGCUUAUCUCUUCGUGUUGGGUGUGAAUGAAGUGAUUUUGCGCUACUUGCACAGUUAUUCGGUCUUUUCACCGGCGAUUAUUGACCACAUCAGUUGUAGCAACUUCUGGUGGAGGAAUGCUCUCUAUAUUAACAAUUUUUACCCCCAAACGGAGUUUUGUAUGCUUUGGUCGUGGUAUAUCGCCAAUGAUACGCAGUUUUAUCUCGUGGCUAGUGUGCUUCUCCUGAUUGCAGUGCGAGGUGAGAAACACUUGAAGUUCGCCGGUGCCGCAAUUGGCGUCUUCAUGGUGUCCUCCUGGAUCAUGACUUUCAUCAUAGCGAUGAAAUACGAGUACGUUGUAAGAGUGGAAGAACCAUUUGCGCUCUUUGACCAACUUUACGACAAGCCCUGGAUGCGGAUAGGCCCGUAUUUCGUCGGAAUGAUCUCCGGGUACUUCCUCUUCAGGGUGAAAUGCCAAGUCAAGCUUCCACUAGUUGUGGUAGUACUGGGAUGGGUACUAUCCCUGGCUUGUUUAUCCAGUUUAGUCUACGGUGUUGGUAAACUAGGCCUGGUAGUACCAACAUCAGCGUUUUACGCUUCUUUGGGGCACACAGCGUGGGGCUUGUCCCUGGCCUGGAUCACACUGGCGUGCUGCUCGGGCUACGGGGGCCCGAUCAGUGCUCUCUUAAAAUUCAAAUUCUUUCUACCUCUCAGUAGAUUAACUUAUUGCGCAUAUUUGAUACAUCCUGUAUUUAUGUGUUUGAGCAGCUUCGUCUUAGAUGGACCAAUUCAUCUCAACAACAGUCUUGUCAUGGUAAUAUAUUGUGGCAACAUUGUGGCCUCAUUCGUGUCAGCAUUCGCCAUUUCGCUCGCUUUCGAAGCACCGAUCGUAAAUUUGCUCAAAAUUAUUUUUUAAGUGUUUUAGACGUAAAGUUGUAUAUUUUGUAAAAAGCGUAUUACAAAUAAAAUAGUUAAGGAAA
Molecule: messenger RNA, 2389 nt
Organism: Tribolium castaneum (red flour beetle)
Lineage: Eukaryota; Metazoa; Arthropoda; Insecta; Coleoptera; Tenebrionidae
Product: nose resistant to fluoxetine protein 6
Exons: 7
Coding region: 193-2325 (710 amino acids)
Molecular function (GO): acyltransferase activity, transferring groups other than amino-acyl groups
Source: RefSeq, a predicted model, not a curated record